Onychostoma macrolepis is the source of this 2297-nucleotide messenger RNA. RefSeq names its product suppressor of cytokine signaling 3b (gene socs3b). The transcript has 2 exons. The coding region runs from base 389 to 1054 and encodes 221 amino acids. Gene Ontology annotation, biological process: intracellular signal transduction; phosphatidylinositol phosphate biosynthetic process. Lineage: Eukaryota; Metazoa; Chordata; Actinopteri; Cypriniformes; Cyprinidae. Gene Ontology annotation, cellular component: phosphatidylinositol 3-kinase complex. Gene Ontology annotation, molecular function: 1-phosphatidylinositol-3-kinase regulator activity. The record is from RefSeq and is a predicted model, not a curated record.
UCAGUCGGUACUUCAACUCGAUGGCACGAACCUCCACUACCUCUGAUAGACUUUCACACAGCUGAUCUCUGAUCAACUGUUAAAAAAACUGACAUGAAACUGUUCUUUAUCCUUUUAAAGGAAGGUCUAUUUUGCAUAAGCGCUUAUUUGGAAAUCACAAAAGGAGCUAUGUUUUAAGAAAACUCCCAAGAUUGAGUCGGAUAACGCUUGGAAGCUGCCUUCCAUACCUACCGAGACGUCAUUUCUUCUGGAUGUGGAAGAGGUGCCAGAGCUCUGGGCGUUGUGUUGGUGCUCUCCGGUGCAUGAGCACCCUGGCUGGGACGGCCCAUCGGCCCUGGACCCCGAGCACCACUGGUUGCCGGGCGGUACAGGGGGCGGGCAGAGAGCCAUGGUAACGCACAGUAGGUUUGACAGCGCCAUGAGCAGCAGCCCCUUUGAAGGCGGCGUGCGCCUGCCCCCCCACCGGUACAAGACCUUCAGUUCUCGGGCGCAGUAUCAGAUGGUGAUCGCGGCUGUGCGCAAACUGCAAGAGAGCGGCUUCUACUGGAGCACCGUGAGCGGGAAAGAGGCCAGCACGCUGCUGAGCGCUGAACCCCCGGGCACCUUCUUGGUGCGCGACAGCUCAGACCACCACCACUUCUUCACACUCAGCGUCAAAACGAGCACGGGCACCAAAAACCUGCGCAUCCAGUGCGACUCCGUCUCCUUCUUCCUGCAGACCGACUCUCGGAGUGAGCAGGCCGUGCCGCGCUUCGAUUGCGUCCUCAAACUCAUCCAUCAUUACAUGCCGUCGGACGGGACGGGGACGGGGACCUCGUCGAAGGUCCAGGCCGUCGGAGAAGGUGGAAGCGCGGCCGACGGAAGCUCCUACUACAUCUACUCUGGUGGCGAGAAGAUCCCUUUGGAGCUACUGCGUCCGCUGGCGUCUAGCAUGUCCAGUCUGCAGCACCUGUGUCGAAAGACUUUAAACGGUCAUAUAGACGUGUCCACCAAACGGGACCAGCUGCCUCAUCCACUCCAAGAGUUCCUCCAGGAGUACGACGCUCCUAUCUAGCUAUUCUUGAUGGGUUUCAGAUGGGAAGAGAAGAAUAAGGCGCGUAAGUGGAGUUUAUCGCUCCUGACCUCAGCGUCUGUCAGUAUUGCGGGCCAGCUGUGCCUUUGACCUCUGGAUUGUGAACUUUUGAAGGACAGCACGAGAUACGUUCUCACACUCAAGUGGAUCUGACAUCUCGGCAGCUGUCGACACGAAAGGACUUCCGCGUUCCUGCGGCCAGUCGGACUGCUGAAGAUAAACACGAGAGUAGUUGAUCAGUACAGGAGUUAAGUGUGCUGCUAUGGCUACGGUCCAGGCCUUCAUCAUUGAUUGGGAGACACUCUCUCAUGUCUAUUUUCUCCAGCUCAACAUUUUUUUGACUUUCUCCUGGAAGGAAGGAGCGAGAGCUGGGUGUUUGCGAUGACGUACACAUUUCCACUGCUUCUUGCCAAGUGUAAUUGCCUCAUAAGUGGGCGUGGGGGCGCAAACGGGGUGGCUACUUACCGCUCACGACCGACACUGUCUGCUAUGGUGACUGUGUGCGGGGUCAAGAAAAAGGACUAGAGCGAACGUAUCGAACGGACGAGAGGCCUGUUACCGGCGGGCCUUUGACCUCCCUUAGCCCUCUCUGGAGAAGACGGCCCCUCAGUGGACUGUUGUUACUUUGUUCAUGACAGGAGCCAAAGCAAACAGUAGUUUCAUUUGUGCUAGGAAAAGGCAGGCUGAACAUUGUUGACGAUAUGAGCGUAUGUAUGAAUUGUCAUUCAUAUACUGUGAAGCAAAUACAAGCACAGUAUGAAAAAUCUUUGGUAACUGAUUUACUGUGGUGUUCGACAUGAAGGACCGUGCUUCUCUGAUCACAUGGAGAAGCAUUUGUACUUUGUGUGCUUCAAAAUCCUCAUUCAAUAACAACGACACAGUGUUUGUUUCACUAGCAGGACUUGACGUCUGCUAUUCACUGAAUGUAUUCUGAGUCUAUGGAAGGGCUUAUGGUUCCACUUGUAGAUUGUUUUUCUCUUUUUUUGUUCAUAUUUUGUCAAAUCAAGGUGUUUACAUGUGUGGCCACCAACAGGACAGCAUGUUUUUUACUCUGUCUUUUAUAAAGAUGUCUCAUCUUAAGGUCUGGUCUAAUGACCGCAGUGCAAGCUUGAAGAUCAGAAAACAAAGGCAUUAACAUAGAAAAUGCAGCAAGAAACUUUGCACAUAUUUAUAUUUAUAAGAUAUUUCCAUAAUUUAUAUUAAAGAGCACUAUUUUUACAAAAUG